CGGGGGGUUGUGGUGCCGCCGGCGCCUCUGCGCGGCCGGGACAGGCCCGGGGACGCGGCCAGGGGCGGGGGCAGAGAUGAUGUGAGCUGAUGCAUUAGUCUUCUAACAUGUUGUAAUGAGUAUCUGUGGUAUGUCUGAAGGACAGAUCUCCUCUGUGUUCUGAAUGUACCAGGUUGUCCUCAUGAGUACUCCAGUGGAGAAUGUCCAUGAUCAUCUUUGCCUGUGUGGUGCGGGUGAGGGAUGGGCUUCCCCUCUCAGCCUCCACAGAUUUUCAUUUCAACCAAGACUUUCUAGAAUGCAGAAGGAGAUUAAAGGCAUUAUCAUCAGUUCUGGCACAGUAUCCAAGUCGAGGCACAGCAAAAGGACGUGACCUUAGCAUACAUUUUCUUUCCUCUGGGGAUAUUGCCUGCAUGGCAAUCUGUUCCAGCAAUUACUCAACCAUCAUGGCGUUUUGCUUCCUGGAAGAGCUUCAGUGGGAAUUUGCGGCUUCCUAUGAUACAACAAGCAUCAAUGUAGCUUCCAGACCAUAUGCUUUUCUUGAAUUUGAUAACGUUAUUCAGAAAAUCAAGUGUCAUUUUAACCAUGCAAGUGGCUCUCAUAUGAAGUCCAAAUGGGAGAAGAUUCAGGAGGAGCUGAAGUUCCAGCCCCCAGUGCAGCUAAAACUGGAGGAUACAGAGCUGAUGAAUGGGAUGGCUAAUGGUGGGCAUGCAGAAGUUCAUGUGGAGGUUGUGCCCACUUACAGAAUGCAGCGUGUGACUCCCCUGGGCAUUCUCUCUCUCGUUCUGAACAUCAUGUGUGGAGCUUUGAAUCUCAUUCGAGGCGUUCACCUAGCGGAGUAUUCAUUUCAGCAAGACCAUGAGGGACUUGGAAAUGUGAUAGCUUUUUUUCUACCUUUUCUAGCCUGUGUUUUUCAGUGUUACUUGUACCUCUUCUACAGCUCUGGAAGGAAGACAAAGACAUUUGUACUCUUUUUCUCUGUUUGCGUGUGCAACAUUUACUUGUACGGAUUACGGAACCUCUGGCAAAUAGCCUUUCAUGUAGGAGUGGCAUCUCUUUCUUCGUAUCAGAUACUGACAAGGCAGCUGAUGGAGAAACAGCCUGACUGCGGCGUAUGAAAGAGACCUCGGGAAACUGUUUUCUGGUGACUCUGUCUGCUCUACAAAAUGUCUCAUGCCAAAGAUUUAUUUUCCUUUCACAUAGUCUCUACCUCUAGUGGUUGCAAAGAGAUUAACAUGAUGCAGAAUUGUCUUCCUGCAUUUGCAGAAAUGCUUAACAAAAUCACUUCUUUGCAUCUUGGUGAGUUGUUUCUGAAACCAUAUAAUGCAAACAUUUAUGAGUAGUACUAGACUGCUAGACCAGAAACCUCUGGUACUGUAUCUCAUAAGGCUACAAACUCUUCAGCUGAAAGCAAUUCUGUGAUACAGCUGCCUGCAACAAAGGUGUAGAUCUGCAGCCCAUUACAAUCUGAAAAUAGUUUCUAGGACGUCAGGAGACUUGGUGCCAGAACUUUUUCCAGCAGUAAAAUGUGGAUAUUUCUCUUCCAUCCCAUGCUAGCCCAUUUCCUGUAACAAUAACGUAAAGAGACCCUUUAAACUGUGAGGAAUAGUCUAAUAGAAGUGAUGGAAGAAUAUUUAUAGCCAGCCAGUUUACCAAACAGCUAGAACUGUGUGCCAUCAGAGGAAUACUUUUCUGUUGGAAGGAGAUAGAUUAAAAUUAUUUGUUGUAGACUGUAGCAGAAAACAGGUUAAGUGGAGAAGUGGAGCCAACACUAAACCACUGUCCUUGAGACGCACAGAUAUGGGACGUUUAAUAUUGACAAGCUUUAAAUUGCCAUAGUGCUCAGUUCCUGUUCUACUUGAUGAGGUACUUUUUCUAUGUGAUUGGAGACUUCAGGGGCCUACGCCAUGAGAUUAGAUUACCAGUAAAAAGAAAAAAAUCUUAAAGAAAGACACUCCCCAGCAUCUCAUACUGGAAGCUGAUGCCUUGGUAAGGAUACUGGAUCUGGUGACUGUGGUUUUGGUUAGCUGGGGAGCCUAAACUAGGUGUCAUUCCACUGCAGUAUGAAGAGGAAUCUAAUCCCGCAGGGAAAGGAUGAAGCGUUUUGUCCUACAAAUGGAUAAAAUUUUGUGAAAGGAACCUUAGUGACCUGUUCCAGCUCCCAAUUCCUACCAGAGUCCAGAACAGUGUUACUGAUUCUCCAUUGAGUUGACUAAAGCUAGUCUGCUGUAGCUUAAGGCGAGCAACAUUAACAACUGGCGCUUGAGGCCAGUGAACCGUUACCUUCUUUCUGUUCCUCAUGCUCGUACUGAGUUGAUUGGAAGAAAUUAUAAUGUUCCUAGUGCUUGCCCUGGCAUUUGACUGUUUGCUUUGUUGUAAAACAAAUAUAUCCCUGUGCCAGAUAAUGUUAGCAACAGUUCUGCAAUAAGAAAAAUGGUGGUAGAACAAGGUGUUUAGAGAGCUUUUGUAAUUAACAUAUUUAGAAUUGGUAAAGAUUAAAUUCAGCUUUUGUUUAAUACUUUCCUUUUCCUUCAACUGUUUUGUUAAAACCAAGCAAAAUCUGUUGGUACAAUUCUGCCUUCCAUAAUGUAAUUUCUUUUUUCUUUGUGGAUUACUUAGUAGAAAGGAUUCAGUUACAUCCUCUAAAUGAACAAGGCUGUGAUUUGCUGAUAGUCUUAAUCCCUUUGCAACCUUUUUCUGUCAUAUGUGUAAACCAUAUUAAGGAAUCUACAUUGAAUAGUAUGUACGCACUUUGUAGGUUUAGAUUGUGAUUGAGGGACUAGGCAGAGGAAGCACUAUCUGAUAUAUAUGUAUUUUUUUUAUCAGUAUUUAGAAUGGCUUCUACACCUGUAUGGUAUUUAUACAAUUAAAGCUUUUCUUAUGCUGAAACAGCAAGAAGAAUAGAAUAAUUUACAUUGAUCUUAGUGCUUUGAGAUUUAAUAAAAAGAACGACUUGCAGUUUGAAUACAUGAAAUCUGACUCAUAAUUCCUUCUUUUUUUUUUUUUUGACUUUAAACUAUUUAAUGUAGUUUGACUGGUGUCUCCUUAAUUCUGUCAGAUUUCAAGAUAUUUCCUUUGGAAAUUCUAUUCUUCAGGCAGCAGUACAGCACAAGAAAACUGGCAAAGAAUAAACUCCCUUAAUUUAAAGAGUUGAAGUGCUAAGUCACUUUAUGAAAAUGACCGUCUUCUGUCUUAGAUUUUUUUGGUUUUGUUUUUUUUUUCUGCUUCCAAAGACCUGUUAAGUUUAUGGAAGGUUUAUCUUUUAAACUAUUUUUGCACUGUAUUAAUAACUGAACCUGUGUA
Molecule: messenger RNA, 3300 nt
Organism: Rhea pennata
Lineage: Eukaryota; Metazoa; Chordata; Aves; Rheiformes; Rheidae
Gene: SEC22C
Product: SEC22 homolog C, vesicle trafficking protein
Exons: 9
Coding region: 201-1115 (304 amino acids)
Biological process (GO): endoplasmic reticulum to Golgi vesicle-mediated transport
Cellular component (GO): membrane
Source: RefSeq, a predicted model, not a curated record